Messenger RNA from Balearica regulorum gibbericeps (East African grey crowned-crane), 839 nucleotides. NCBI's taxonomy places the organism in Eukaryota, Metazoa, Chordata, Aves, Gruiformes, Gruidae. The record is from RefSeq and is a predicted model, not a curated record.
AUUUUGAAGCAAGUUUUAUUCGCCUGAUUGACAAAGUGACCAAUGGCUCUCGGAUUGAGAUAAACCAAACAGGUACUACCUUGUAUUAUCAGCCUGGUCUUCUGUACGGAGGCUCGUUGGAACAUGACUGCAGCCCCAGUCGUAGUAUUGGCUACUAUUUGGAAAGUCUGCUCUGCUUGGCACCUUUCAUGAAACAUCCAUUGAAGAUUGUCCUGAGGGGAGUAACAAAUGAUCAAGUAGAUCCUUCAGUUGAUAUCCUUAAGGCAACAGCUCUACCCCUACUGAAGAAGUUUGGAAUUGAUGGUGAAAGUCUGGAAAUCAAGAUCAACCGGAGAGGAAUGCCUCCCAAAGCAGGUGGAGAGAUAGUGUUUUCUUGCCCAGUGAGAAAGGUCUUGCAGCCUAUUCAGUUCACCGACCCUGGCAAAAUCAAGCGCAUCAGAGGAACUGCGUAUUCUGUCAGAGUCUCACCACAGAUGGCAAACAGAAUGGUGGAAUCUGCAAGGAGCAUACUGAAUAAAUUCCUCCCAGACAUUUAUAUCUACACAGAUCAUAUGAAGGGGGUCAGCUCUGGAAAAUCACCAGGUUUUGGCAUGUGCCUGACUGCAGAAACCAUCAAUGGCACUAUCCUCAGUGCUGAGCUCGCCUCAAACCCUCAGGGCCAGGGAGCCACUGUGCUUCCCGAGGAACUUGGCCAGAAUUGUGCUAAGCUGUUACUUGAGGAGGUCUACAGGGGAGGCUGUGUGGACUCAACAAAUCAGAGCCUUGCUCUACUCCUCAUGACCCUUGGACAACGGGAUGUUUCCAAAGUCCUGUUAGGACCUCUGUCUCCAUACACGUAA